Suillus subalutaceus is the source of this 1015-nucleotide messenger RNA. RefSeq names its product peptidase C14, caspase domain-containing protein. The annotation marks the transcript as partial. The record is from RefSeq and is a predicted model, not a curated record. Gene Ontology annotation, biological process: proteolysis. Gene Ontology annotation, molecular function: cysteine-type endopeptidase activity. The transcript has 14 exons. NCBI's taxonomy places the organism in Eukaryota, Fungi, Basidiomycota, Agaricomycetes, Boletales, Suillaceae.
CAAUAUUCCAAGUGCAACGGGCGGAAGAAAGCACUAUGCAUCGGAAUUAACUAUACAGGUCAACGACGCGAGCUUCGGGGCUGUAUCAACGAUGCGCACAAUGUGAAGCGGUUUUUAACAUCCAAUUGGGGCUACAAAAACGGCGAUAUUGUAAUGUUGGUCGAUGACACCAACAAUUCGAGGCAAAUGCCAACAAGGCAAAACAUUCUGGAUGCGAUGCGUUGGCUUGUGAAGGACGCUCAUCCUCAUGAUGCACUGUUUUUCCACUACUCGGGCCACGGGGGACAGAUUCCAGACCAGGAUGGGGAUGAAGCUGAUGGACUUGAUGAAGUUAUAUACCCUGUCGACUACAAGAAGGCCGGAUUAAUUGUUGAUGACGAAAUGCACCGCAUUAUGGUCAAAUCAUUGCCUGCGGGUUGUCGUUUGACUGCUAUCUUUGACUCUUGUCACUCAGGAACGGCACUAGGUAAGUACAUCUAUCAUUCGAAUGGACGCCUCAAGGGAAACAGUACAACACCGCAGUUUCAAGCAGCGAAGGCCACAAAUGCUGACGUGAUAUCAUUCUCGGGCUGUCGCGACGAUCAAACUAGUGCUGAUACAAGACAGGGUGGUAUGGCUGUUGGGGCUAUGAGCUACGCCUUUGUCAAGUCUUUAUCAAGGAAUCCAGUACAAACUUACCAAGAACUGCUCAAGUCUAUUAGGGACAUUUUGAAGCAACAUUAUCAGCAGAAACCGCAACUAUCGAGCUCGCACCCCAUUGAUACUAAUUUACGCUUCAUCCUCUAACGUGACGAUUUUGGGCAUUAUUAUUAUGCUGCGGUGCUCGCAAUACUUAUAUCAUAUUAACCAACUUAGUGUUCUAUGUACGAGACUAGUAUUUAUGUAUCAGUCUUGGUCUCUCGUUGACGAGAUAUGUAUGUCUAGUUUCGAGCGGUGAAAACGCACCGAGGUACUUUGAAUCAACCCUUCUCUUGUUCCGCAUCACUAUAUUUUCACGUACUCUUGUCCACAAUGA